ACGCCACCAGGCUCCCUUCGUCGCUGCUGCCGUCGCCCACCUGAGAGGAGCUGUUGUGGCAGUUUCCGCUGGCCACCAUGUCUGCCCAGGCGCAAAUGAGAGCCCUGCUUGACCAGCUCAUGGGCACCGCGCGGGACGGUUCAGUGUAUCUUUGCCUGCCUACAUCAAUCUGCAAGGGAGUUGCAGAAAAGCCUCAUGUUCAUCGAGCCGUGAGUCACAACCAAUUUCUAAGCUGUUAUAACAAAAAAGUGUUUGCUUUUUUUCACAAGUAACUUUUAAAGUGUAGUUUAGAAAGAAAAAAGAAACAUUUUCAAUAAAAAGACACUACAUUAAUCCUGGAUGCUUGCAAGUCCUGAAAUAUACCCCUCCUUGACUAUUACACAGCUCUGUGUCCUAUACACAGAUUAGCUUUAAAAUUUGUCACAUACCACUUUGCCUUUACUUUUAUGUAUCAUUCCCCCUGACUUCCUUACUGCAGGUGUGGGCAAGAAAACUUUUCCUUUAAAACUUUUCAACAGCGGGCAUAAAAUUCUGCAGCUGAGUUCUUGAAGAAUGCAGAUGGGUACAGUAUGUGUUGGAGCUCACAGUGUGUAUUGACUAACCUAGUUCUUUCUUGCCUUUUUUUUUUUUUUUGUAUUGUCUAGUUAAAAGUGACUCCGGUGCCAACUUUCUUUUUUAAGGGCGGGGAUGAAAGGUCAGUAGGAAAAAUGGGUUAUUUAACAGUCAGUGAUAGAGCUUGAAGGCAUUUUCCUUUUUGUAAUUUUGAGCAAGACAUUGCCUGUGCAUUUGUCUGUAACAAAGAUUUGAUUAAUAAGUAGCUUUUGUUGGUGUAAAUUACCACUUAUAAGUCAUAUGUGGUGAUUCAUAGCACUAUGAUUACAUGGGUUUUAGUAUGUCAAUCCCCACAUGUGUAUUUUGGCUAAUGGCUUCUUUUGCUCAUUCUUUUACUUCUGACUCAACUUGUUUGGCACAGUGAUGGAGUCAGAUCUCAUUAAUGUGGUUCUUCUUGAUAAACUUAUUCUUUAAAAAAAAAAAAGAUCUGUGCAGUUGUAAAUUAUCUUUAGAUCAGCUUUUCCGUAGAUGAUGGGGAGAGCAAAGAAGUGAUAGUCUACAAAUCAUCCAGGUGAAUUUUUGUGCCAGGCAGUCUAAUUUGUUUAACAUUAUAAUACUGUCUUAUUUAAAACCAUAAAUGAAUUUCAGGAGAUGAAACCAGACAGAGGGUCAAGUUUACAGAUGACCGAGUCUGCAAGAGUCACCUUCUGGACUGCUGCCCCCAUGACAUACUGGCUGGGACGAGGAUGGAUUUAGGAGAAUGUACCAAAAUCCAUGAUUUGGCCCUCCGUGCAGAUUAUGAAAUUGCAAGUAAAGAAAGAGACCUGUUUUUUGAGUUGGAUGCAAUGGAUCAUUUGGAAUCCUUCAUUGCCGAGUGUGAUCGGAGGACUGAGCUUGCCAAGAAACGACUGGCAGAAACACAGGAGGAGAUCAGUGCAGAAGUUUCUGCAAAGGCAGAAAAAGUACAUGAAUUGAAUGAAGAAAUAGGAAAACUCCUGGCUAAAGCUGAACAGCUAGGAGCUGAAGGGAAUGUGGAUGAAUCCCAGAAGAUUCUUAUGGAAGUUGAGAAAGUUCGUGCAAAGAAAAAAGAAGCUGAGGAAGAAUACAGAAAUUCUAUGCCUGCAUCCAGUUUUCAGCAGCAAAAGCUCCGUGUCUGUGAAGUGUGUUCAGCCUACCUUGGUCUUCAUGAUAAUGACCGCCGUCUAGCAGACCAUUUUGGGGGAAAAUUACAUUUAGGAUUCAUUCAGAUCCGAGAGAAGCUUGAUCAGUUGAGGAAAACUGUGGCUGAAAAGCAAGAAAAAAGAAAUCAGGAUCGCUUGAGGAGGAGAGAGGAGAGAGAACGAGAGGAACGGCUGAGCAGAAGGUCUGGCUCAAGAACCAGAGAUCGCAGGAGGUCACGUUCCCGGGAUCGGGAGAGACGUCGGAGACGGUCUAGAUCUUCCUCUAGAGAACGGCGGAAGUCUUCCCGGUCUCGGUCCAGAGACAGACACCGACGCCAUCGCAGCCGUUCCCAAAGCCACAGCCGGGGACACCGCCGGGCUUCCAGGGAUAUGAGUGCAAAAUACAAGUUCUCCAGGGAGCACACAUCAAGAGAGAAGUCCUGGGAAUGCGGACGGAGUGAGCGAGGGUACUCUGACUGGAGGCUGGAGAGCUCCAAUGGGAAGACUACUUCUCAGAAGUCAGAGGAGAAGGAGGCUGGCGAGAUCUGAACCCUAGCCCCGGAGCUGUAAAUAGUCUGAUAAGACAUUCAACACAGCCUAAAAUUACUCUAUAUUUGCUGACUACUAACUCAUCUUUUGUAGUUUAAAAUUUCUAUUGUUUGGCACUAGCUGUGACUUCAAGUUGUACAGAGUUGCUCCUGUCUUUGGGGUUAUAUUGUAUAGGAAUAAAUAGAUCUAAUGGGC
Molecule: messenger RNA, 2456 nt
Organism: Perognathus longimembris pacificus (Pacific pocket mouse)
Lineage: Eukaryota; Metazoa; Chordata; Mammalia; Rodentia; Heteromyidae
Gene: Luc7l
Product: LUC7 like
Exons: 10
Coding region: 1299-2261 (320 amino acids)
Biological process (GO): mRNA splice site recognition
Cellular component (GO): U1 snRNP; U2-type prespliceosome
Molecular function (GO): mRNA binding
Source: RefSeq, a predicted model, not a curated record